AUGGACGACCCAGUACCAGACCCAAUCUACAGCCCUGGAGAAGCGCAGCUUUCGGCGGAAUUAGAUUUUCACCGAGAAGCGUUUGAGCUCUAUUUGACAUCUAUCCGAGACUACCCUCUUUACCUAAAAAAGGAUAUGGAAUGGCAAUUUCGGGCGACCUUGGACCAAUACAACGACGUGUUGGCAGAACAAAACGACAACGCACAAAUAAUCAGGAAUUAUAAGGUCGCCUUAGAAGAAUUUCCGGGUAACAUUCAUUUCCUAUAUAGUGCUGGUGAAUAUUUUCUACGCCAGCAAGAGAUUUAUAUUGCCCACCUUCAUUUUGAAAAGGCGGUUCAAAUCGACAAAAACCUAGUAAAAGCACAAAAAUACCUGAAUUUAACAAAGAGGUUGCUGUACUCCCGGGACGAAUACAGAUUGCUGAAUGACGAUCAAAGACUUGGUAAAUAUUUACGAGGUAUAAUUCAAACCUCUAUCCUGAGGAAAGAAGAAGAAAAUGAAAGUAAAGAAUCAGCAGAACAAUCGAUACAACAUUCAUUCGAAGACCCGAAACAAGACUUCUUUUUAAUCGAAAAAGGAACCAAGAUAGAAGAUAUUGAAGACAUUGAAGUUGGCACCUACAGAAACAACCUGCUUGUGAUAACAAAUAGAUUUGACGCCGGCCUUUUAGGUAGUGAGCUAUUAUUUACUAUUCUAUCGGCUUGGAAGAGGAUUCUUACACCUUCAGCGCGGGUUAUUCCUGGCCGGGCUGAAUUUUAUGUUAUUGGCGUCCGCUGUGAGCAGAUUCCAAACAAAUACCAAAUUUCUGCGGAUGCUAAAACACUCCUUGGUGUUCAAGAUUUGUUUUUACACACAGAAACACAUAACCGUGAUCCAUACUUUGGUGAAGACAUCUUCACAUACAAAGACUUAGAGUUCGUGACACAAGAAGAGUUAGUCUUUGAAAUAAACUUUAAUUCGUAUGCCGAUAUUAACAAAAAAAUAGCCAGAGUUUUUCCAGACAACGCAAAAUUGACGGUUACAAGUAGCGGUGAAGUCAAUGCAUUGGUAGAAUUUUUCAAACUUUUUAUAACCAAGGACAUCGUUAUGACAACCGAUCCUAGAUCAGAAGAGAGAUCAGAUGCGUGGAAACAAGCUGUGUUUCAUGAUUUUAUACCAAUGCAAUACACAAGGUGA
Ostrinia nubilalis (European corn borer) is the source of this 1176-nucleotide messenger RNA. Its product is annotated as protein arginine N-methyltransferase 9-like. Bases 1 to 1176 code for a protein of 391 amino acids. The transcript has a single exon. Gene Ontology annotation, biological process: peptidyl-arginine methylation. Gene Ontology annotation, cellular component: nucleus. The record is from RefSeq and is a predicted model, not a curated record. NCBI's taxonomy places the organism in Eukaryota, Metazoa, Arthropoda, Insecta, Lepidoptera, Crambidae. Gene Ontology annotation, molecular function: protein-arginine N-methyltransferase activity; protein binding.